AUGGCCCUGACCUUCUCCGACAUUGCGCCCAUCCAGCCUCUCACUACGCACACCUAUUCCACCAUCAUCGAAGAUUCCUGGAACAUCGGCUCCGUGCCCCAUGGCGGUUACACCACCUCCAUCUUCCUCGUCGUCGCGCGUAAACACAUGACCCUGAACCACCCCUCCCGCAACCAAUCACACCCGAUAAACCUACACCUCGAAUUUCUGCGGCGCACCUCUGCCUCCACCAACACGGACAGCACACCCGCAACAUUCACGGUCCGAGAUCUCAAACUCGGCUCGCGCGUCAGCAAUCUCCACAUUACGCUCUCCCAACCCAACGGGCCGAAUCAUGCCCUCCGAGAUAAUGUAGAGGGAUACAUAAUUAUGUCCAAUCUCCACACCGAGCGCGGCCUCACCCUCCCUACCUCCUUCACCCUGCACCCCACCCCUCCAUCACGACCCAGCAAUUUCUCCGCCCUCGAAUCCAAUUCCGGCGACGAAAACUGGAUCCUGUACCCGCCGAGCGCGAUCCCCGCCUUCCGCAAAGCCGCCCAGCACAUCCGAAUCUAUCUCCCGCGCCCAGAGAUCCAGCCCAGAAGCAGCGCCGGCACAGCGAAGAACCACCUCGACCAAUGGGUGCGCUUCCACCCGGAAGGACGCCCGGGAAGCUGGACGAACGACUCCCUGGGUUUCGUCGUGGACAUGUUCCCGCCGAUCGUGGCGGAGUUGUUCCUCCUAGAUGAAGCCGACGCGGCUGAUGCUCCUUCCCUUCAGAUUAAGGGUAAGGUGGGAACGCGGCGGCGGCCGAGAGCACGCUUCUGGUACCCGACCCUCUCCCUGAACCUGGAGGUCAAGAAAGCUCUACCCGAACCAGACGGGGUGGAGUGGUUGUUCGUGCGUGUCAGCGCCACGGUGAUUCGGAAUGGAAGGAUGGAUCUGCAGGUCUUGGUGCUGGAUGCCGAGGCGGAGGUGGUGGCGAUCAGUUCGCAUGUCGCCUUGAUGAUGGGCACGGAGAGGAAUCUGGCGGGGAGGACGAGUAGGAUAUGA
Molecule: messenger RNA, 1032 nt
Organism: Endocarpon pusillum Z07020
Lineage: Eukaryota; Fungi; Ascomycota; Eurotiomycetes; Verrucariales; Verrucariaceae
Exons: 1
Coding region: 1-1032 (343 amino acids)
Source: RefSeq, a predicted model, not a curated record